This is a messenger RNA of Carya illinoinensis, 2872 nucleotides long. RefSeq names its product zinc finger protein ZAT4-like. The record is from RefSeq and is a predicted model, not a curated record. The coding region runs from base 1299 to 2561 and encodes 420 amino acids. The transcript has 2 exons. Lineage: Eukaryota; Viridiplantae; Streptophyta; Magnoliopsida; Fagales; Juglandaceae.
AGAAAGGGACGAGGAUGUUGGGUGGGUUUGAAAGCAAUGGGAAGGGCAACAGAGGCGGCAGAUGCGUGGAGGCAAUUUGGAUCCCAUAUAUCAAUAUCACCAUAGAAGAAAAAACGCGAAAUCCAAAAAUACAGAAAAAAAAAAUGAUAUUGAAAUAGAAAAAGCAGGCCGAAAUCUCAAGUGCUAAAGAGUGGAAUAAAGGGAGGAGCUUUUCCCUCUACCCUGAAAGUGAUCACUGGAGGAAUUCGAUGAGUGCAAUUCAUAAUUAAGAAAUCGAAAGAGCUCAAUCAAUAUUGAUUCGACUGUUUCAAUUAUCACUUCACUUUGGAUCCAUGGCUGCAGUCUGCAGAAUGGCCUCGCUGCUGCUAUAUCUGUACAGAUUAAUAGUAUUUAAUGUCAAUAUCCUCUUCUAAACAUGAAAUUUAUUCAGUAAUGACAGAGAUGAAAAAUCCAAUCUUCUUUUUUUUUGGUUUAGUUCCUAAGGUCAAAAGAAAGAUGCAGGUGGGAGGGCAUUCAGCAAAAGAAAAAAACAAAUGGAAAGUGGAUAAAAGUGGAUUCGAAACGAAAUAUGGCAAUAUCUCUAUUGCUUGUGAGAGAGCUCACAACUCAAAAGCAAGACAAAAUUGAGGCGUAUUUUGGAUGUUUUAGUUCAGUUUGCCAUAUCUAUCACUCCUUACUCUUUAGGAUCCUCAAAACGCCACCGAAUCCUGACCGUCCAAUCUAUCAGCAAAAGAUUCUCAACCGAGUACACGUGCUUCUUAUCUUUUUAUUCCCUUCUUUAGUCUUUUGCCUCCAUGCAUGGAAUUCUCCUCAACUACAUCACAAACAAGAGAGAGAAUUUAGAGAGAGAGAGUGUGUGUGUGUGUGACAAAGUCAUGCCUUUGCGUUGAUUGUUCUUCAUAGGCCUGUUCGUCGCCAUCAUUAGCGACCCCUUUCUGCACAAUUCCGAAAUUUCUUUUCCACCCCAUUACAUUUAUGAACAUUCAAGAGGAGAUAGAGUACAUGGAGCUGGAAUUUAAAGGGACCCCUACUGUGGUUCGAAUCUCGUACUUCACCAAACUGUCACAUCUGAGCCCUUUUUGAUUCCUUGUUUAUCACCACUAGAAAAAAAGAAGAAGCAAGAAACUUCAUGAUCUGCAGCAGAACUUCUCGAUCUGGGUCUGCUUCUCAACCGUUCUCGUGUUCUUAUUGGAACAAGAUCAUGAAUGUAACGUUCUUCGAGAUUUGAGGUAAGACUUUGUUUUCACAUUUUGUUUUUGUCUCCUGGAUAUCGUUGGUUUGCGCGAUCAAAUUUAUCCAUGGAAGAAAAGCACAAAAAGAAGUUCGUGUGCAAGUUUUGCAACAAGAGAUACCAAUGUGGGAAGGCCUUGGGCGGUCACAUCAGAACCCACAUGAAUCAUCAGAAUUCAGCUGAGAAAGAAGAAGUCGAAGCUCAUGCUGAUUUAGUGAAGUUUCCAUCUCUGGAUGGUGGAAAGAAUAGCAAGAGAGAUUCUGGGCCUAAAACUGCUGGUUGGAAUUUCAAUUACAGUCUUAGGGAGAACCCCAAGAGAACAUCGAGGUUUGUGGAUUCAGGAACUGGUUCACUUCAGGAAAGGGUUUGCAGAGAAUGUGGCAAAUGCUUUCAAUCAUUGAAAGCUCUCUGUGGUCACAUGGCUUGCCACUCAGAGAAAGAGAAGCUAAUUAGCAAAUUUGAGGAGCAGUCAAAGACUAGUGAGAACCAAAAACCAGAAAUGGACACUCAGUCAGUUACCGAUACAUCAGCUCCGAGGAAGCUUAGGAGAUCGAAACGAAUGAGGUACAAGACUCUUGAUACAUACCCUUCUAUUUAUACUUUGGCAAAUGGUUCCUCAUCUGUCUCAGAGAUUGAACAAGAACAAGAAGAGGCGGCAAUGUGUUUGAUGAUGUUCUCUAGGGACUCUGUUUGUAGAGAUGGUUUGAAUUCUAUGGCAGAAUCUUCGAAUAACAAUUCUGUGGUUUUAGAGGCCAAAUCAUCGUCUAUCGAUUUGAAAAUUACUGUGAAGAAUGUUGGGAAUUAUGUAUCUGACAUGAAUGAUUUUGUAAAGCUGAAGAAGCGAAGUGACGAGUUGAAAACUUCAGACACUAGCCUUUCUGAUAAUUCUGAUUCUGGGUAUUUUAGGAAUGAACCCAAAAAAGCUGAAUCAGAUGUUUCUAUUUAUGGGUCUGUUGCGAGUGGUGAAUUUAAGAAUCCCAAAGUGGAAUCUGGAUAUGGAACUGGAGGCUUUAAUGCCGAAUUGGGUAAAAGUCCAAACAGAUUCAAGUUGUGUGUCAAGACCUCUAUUAACCGAACUAUGCCUAAUCAUUCCAAGAAGAGAUUGGGAACAAAGAAUAGCAAGGGACAUGAGUGCCCAAUUUGCUUCAGAGUUUUCCGGUCGGGGCAAGCUUUAGGUGGUCACAAGAGGUCCCAUUUUUUUGGAGGUUCUGAAGAAGGAACUAUCGUGCUCAAGCAAGAGGUCCCCGAGUUUCAUAGUCUAAUUGAUCUUAACCUUCCUGCUCCUGUCGAGGAAGAGGCAAAUGGGACUGCCGAGUUCAUGCCAUGGUAGGUUUCAAACAUCCACAAAAGCUCGAUUUGCCGCUGAGCAACUUUGAUAUUUUUGGUCAUGCUUCCGUGAUGAUGCGAGGGUGUACAAAAAAAUUGGCCAAAUUUUUUCAUUUUCCCAUUUUACUUCAGAUUCAAGGGUGUUCAUUUGAGCUAAAUGUUCCAAUAUUACAGCUUCUGGCACCGUAAGCAGUACCUUUUCUUGCUUUUUUUUACUUGCUUUCUGGGCUGCAGCAUUAUUUCUUGCAAUUGAAGUUCUUCAUUUAUUUGGUUGUUUAGUGUUAUUAACUCCGGAGUAUUGAGUUCAUUCAUCUA